ACUGAGCGAGACGCCCGGCGUUGACACUGUCCGCCCCGUCCUCACCGACCACGCACCGGGGUAAGAAGCAGGCCGGCCGGAGACGUCUGAAGUGCGAAGAUUGCAGCCCCGGGAGUAAAACGUCAGCAAAUAGGUGGAGAUUCUGGUCCUUUCUUUAAGCCAGGCGCUAUUCAGGAGCAUCUUUGAAAAGAGGAAGCUUUUUGUUUUAUUCCUCUUGUUUCUGAGAAAGUGAUUGAAUAAUGAGGAUUUUCAUAGCUUUUGAAGGAUCUUUUGAACCUUUUGAUGUUUCAGCAGAUGAAACUGUGGAAGCUGUCAAGCUGAUGAUAAAGGAUUAUUUCCACAUUCCUCUCUCUGAGGACAAACAAGGCCGGCGGUCUCUGGAGCUAGUGUAUGCUGGAGCUGCUCUAAGGAACAGCUGGAGUCUUGCUGAUGUUGGAGUAUCUUUCUGCUCAACUCUUAAAUGCUUUGUUAAGGAAGAAGAUAAGCCUGUUCUCUAUGUGUUCAAUGCUGUGACCCAGGAGACAAUGCCAGUCUUGGAAGACAUUUCUCUUUUGGAUAAAAAAGUGUCCGAUCUACGGACACUUGUGACUGGGCAAUGUGGCCUCCCUGUGAGUGUCUACUGUCUCCGCACCCCACAAGGACUGGAGAUGUAUGACUGCAACACGCUCAGGGACUACCAGGCGGACCUCGGAACAACACUUCGUCUGGAUGUCUGGGAUGGAUGGAAGGAAUUUCUGAUGGGCUGUCUCCUUGGACAAAAACUCAGAGUCCAACGCUAUUUAUCAAAAGAAGGACCGGUACUCAAGUAUCAGAGAAGGGUGGCUCUGUACAUGGCCGCCUUUCACGGCUACACUGAUCUCAGCGAGUGGGCCCUGAAGCAGGGUGCCAGGCCCCACGAGGCAGUUGGUGCUCACCCCUACCGCGCGUGGUGCCAUGAAGCCCUUCACGCAGAUGUCUCCAGAUGCCCGGUGCAUGCCGCUGCAGAGACUGGCCAGCUGCUCGUUCUGAAGGCCUUUGUCAACUGCAGCGUUCUGUGUCUCGUAUGCAGAGAUGCUGGGGGACAAACCCCACUGACCAUCGCGGCCAGACACAGGCACAAAGACUGUGUGGUAUAUUUGCUAAGCAAAAUGUGGUCCACGGUGCCUUUUCUGAAAAUCGCAGUCCCGAUGAUGCUUUAUAUUAAAAUAAAGCAAUGGAUCCUCCGAGCUCAGAAUCACAGCCUUCACAAAAGCCAGCUUAGCAGAGCAAGAGGCUUGGGGGCAAAAGUGGGAGACACUGUGAUGGUGGAUGGCUUUACCACCCCAAAGAUGACCUCCAAGAGCUGGCAUAAGGCUGGGAACAAGGACUCACAAAGCACCCUGAGCAAGCUCCCACCCCAUCAGGGGCAAGCUGCAAGCAGGAAAGCUGGCAAUUCUCUGGUGGUUUCACAGAGGAGCUCCAGAGAACAGACCCUCACGUUGCCUCUGCUGGUAGAUGCAGAUAGGUUCUCUGACAUACAAAGACCCCAGCUAGAAAACCAGAAGAUAAUUACUGCUCCAUCUGGGAAACAAGAGGCGCACAUAAGAAAUACACACCUUCCCCAAGUCCCCCUCCCUCCAUUUUCAAGAGUGGGCUGCUCCCACCCGCCCUUGUACUACGCAUCGCCACGUGCUGAGGGCCUUCUAAGGUCCUCCUUCGCGUCUUUCUCACAGUACAGUGGGAGGACCCCCCGGGAGAACGCGGUCUACUGCCUAGCUGUGGCAAGUGCCUUUAAAGAGAAACGCUGGCUUCAGCAGUUAGGAAUAGCAAGAGUCCUGGCCAAAAAGAGCAUUUCUACGCUGACUACCCAGGAAGGUUUGGCCGUGUGUGAAAGCCAUCCACAAAUCACGCUUUGAAGUCAUGGCAACCCUGGUUUGGGCGAAGACCUGGUGAGAUGGAGUCUCCGGCUCUCCCAUGAAGACCACCCUCAGCAAGUACGGAGUGUUUGCUGGUGUUUCCUUGGAUCCCAAAACUCAGGAGAGAUCCUGAGGAAGAACUCACAAGCAACAAUGGCAGUUGCUUACCAUAGGAUAGAGGAUGGGGCGUUUAUUGUUUGAUUUUCUGCUUUUCUGGAUUUUUUUCAGUGCUUUGAGGUUUUUAAGUUUUACAAAUGUAGAACAUAAUAAAAAAAACUAGACCUAAGUUUAAAACUUUUACAUGAGAAAGUCCUUAGGAGAGUUACAAAUGAGGACUGCAGACAUCUUUUUAACUUCUGCUGGAAGUCUCUAUUAACUUAAAUGAAGGUCAUGUUUACAGAUAAUGUAUUGGGUGGGUGGUAAAUGUAAGGACCAAGGGUCUGACAUAGAUCUGUGCAAACAACAUUGGCCCAAUCCAGAUGUGGACCACUUUAUUUGCAAUCAGAAGGUGUCUUCAAGCCCCUUUACAAGGCAGUCUCGGGCCAGAUUCCCAAGUCACUGUGCCUGGGUUAUUUUGCUCUAUUGAUGUUUGGGGAUUCAAUUACAUGGCCGCAUGUGCCAAUGCUAAUUUGUUUUAUUGCUUACUGUGCAUUACUCAAUUGUACAGAUACAGUAUAAUCUAUCUGUUCAACUAGACGGAGAUUUAGAUUGUCUUUGGUUUUGAGAUACUAUGAAUGAAGCCCUUAAGAACAUUAUUGUAAAAGCUUUUGUUUUCCUUUCUUUGGGUAAACAACUAGGAAUUACUGGAUCAUAAGAUGAAUGCACACUUAACAUAUAAGAGUGGUCCAAGCAUUCUCCGGUGCUUUUCCCAUCUCACACUUCCGCUAGCAAUACACAAGCGCAGACCUUACCUCAUGAGCUUCACUAACGUUCGCUGUCAAGCGCUGUCAUUUUAGCCAUUCCGUGGUCCUCCUGCUUCAGCGCCCUCAGUGGG
This is a messenger RNA of Dipodomys ordii (Ord's kangaroo rat), 2868 nucleotides long. It is a transcript of the gene Ankub1, whose product is annotated as ankyrin repeat and ubiquitin domain containing 1. NCBI's taxonomy places the organism in Eukaryota, Metazoa, Chordata, Mammalia, Rodentia, Heteromyidae. The record is from RefSeq and is a predicted model, not a curated record. The transcript is spliced from 7 exons. Gene Ontology annotation, molecular function: protein binding. Bases 240 to 1874 code for a protein of 544 amino acids.